Messenger RNA from Cantharellus anzutake, 1247 nucleotides. RefSeq lists its product as uncharacterized. The record is from RefSeq and is a predicted model, not a curated record. Bases 92 to 1066 code for a protein of 324 amino acids. NCBI's taxonomy places the organism in Eukaryota, Fungi, Basidiomycota, Agaricomycetes, Cantharellales, Hydnaceae. The transcript has 4 exons.
CUGCAUUUCUACAUUGUGUGCGCCGAAUCCCUCAAGAGCUUCUUGAGCAUUGCACUAUCGAAUCCCCUCCUACCCUAGCUUGGCAUCACAUAUGGACCCUAUGUCUAAACUCGUAGUUUUCACCGGAGGCACGGCUGGAUUAGGCCUUGCAGCUCUGGGGAAACUCAUUGAAAACGCCCCGACAAAUUUUGAAGCCACUCCUCGGUUCAACUAUGAAGUAUACAUCGGUGCACGAUCGACUUCCGACGGAGCGUUACAAGCUCAUUUUGAGGGUGUUCGGCAAUCAUCACCGUCGCCACUCGAGGUUAAGGCACAUUUGCUGCCACUUGACCUAGCUUCGCUCGACUCUAUCGAACGCUUUGCGCAAGAUGUCUUGUCGAAUAUCGUCAAACCUAACAAGAAGAUUGAUAUUCUGGUGCUGAACGCUGGGAUUGUCGUACGCAACGUUCGAAAGACCGUCAAACUUCCAGACAACAGAGAAUUCGAGAGCACCCUUUUCGUCAACACGCUUAGUCAGGCUGUUCUAUUGAAGCGUUUGUUGCACGUAAUGGCGGAUGAUGGGCGCAUCGUACUGGUGGGUUCGGAGAAACACAAAGUGCCUGCGAAAACGGUCGUGGCACCCUCCACAAUCGAGGACCUACUCUCAGGGGGCAAAUGGGAAGGACGAAACGCCUACGGUCUAUCGAAGCUCGUCCAAAUGCAUCUAUUCUUUAUUUUGAAGGAUGAAAUCAAUCGUCGCUGGCCUUCUGAGGGGAACAAGCCCUCUGUGGUGGCAAUCUCUCCUGGCUUCGUUCCUGAGACCAAGUUGGCACGAGAGUGGCCAUGGAUCCUGCAGCUAAUCGGGAGGUAUGUUUUGACCCUAUUCCCAUUCACUACCCCGUUACCCGUUGCCGCCAACACUAUUCUCCGUGGUAUGGUUGAUACCACGUUGUCGUCAGGCACGUAUCUGGGUAGGACAGGCGCCAUUGCUCCUCUGGAAGAGUGCAACGACCCAACUAAACGUGAUGAAUGGCGGUCAUGGUUUGUUGAGCUCGGCUUCUGGAAAACUGGGGCAGACGUGAAUUGACAUAUACAAUGAUGGGUGAGACAUUAUUAAGGGUCAGCUAGUACAUGGGGAACAAUCGAGGCGCAUUCGGAGGAUUCCAAUGUGAUCAAGCGGAUUCGUUUCUCUUACUUGAGCCUCCUCCCUCUCUGUUCCUUGGCAUAAAAUUUCUGGUAUCCAAUAUAAAUGGAAAGGAGGACCAGUA